CCAAAACAAAGAGAAAAUGGAUGUUGUUAAGGCAAUACCUUAUUCAAUCACCACCACCACCAUCCCAAAUGAUCUAAUCUUCAAUCAUAUUCUCCCCCAUCUAGACGGCGUCACUCUAGCCACCGUCAGUUCCUCCUCACGCCAACUCCACUCUCUCUCCUCUCACGACCACCUCUGGCGUGACCUAUGUCACCGGACAUGGCCAUCCACCGCCCACCCAUUACUCCAACAACUCAUUUCCACCUUCCCUUCCGGCCACACCAUGUUUUACGCCGAUUCAUACCCCGCCCUAAUCCACCGCCGCCCACCGCCGUCAACUCAUCUAAUCCGCCGCCAUCCACAAACCCACUUUCUUAUAUCCGCCGUAGACAUCCAGUUUGGACAAGAAACGUUAUUCUCCAAAGUUGAAUCCAUUGAUACAGAGAGUAAAUACUUUCUUUAUUCUGAAUUUCUCGUCACUGUUUUGGGUUUCAAAGAAAGAGUCACAGUUUCUGCAGAAUCGGAAAACUGGGAGGAGGGAGAUCACGAAGCGGAGAAGAUAUUGGGGGAGAAUCUGAAACUGAGUUGGAUCAUAAUUGACCCGGAGAGUAAAAGGUCGGGUUCAGUUUCUACCCAGAAACCCGUAUCAGUGAAUCGUCACUGGCUGACCGGAGAAGUGGAGCUUGAGUAUUCGACGGUGUUCGCCGCCGGGAACAGAGGGGAGUUGGUGAAAUGUGCGGUGGUGGUCACGUGCGGAGGAGGAGGGAAAGGAGGGAGGUGGCACGUGAAGGAAGUGAGUAUGAAAAUGGAGGAUAUUGAUGGGAAGAUGAUGAAAGGGAAAGAAUGUAUGGAAAUUUUGCAAGAUGCUUUGGAGAGAGGAGAGAGAAAAGGAGAUGAAGAAGAGAGAAAGAAAGGGUUUAAUGAAUACAUGGAGAUGGUGAUGAAGAGAAAAGAGAAGAAUCAAAGAAAAGAUGGCCUUCUUGAUUUGGCUGCUAUAUCUUUUUUCCUCACCAUUUUCAUCAUCUUCUUCCUCUGUUUCCUUCAUUUUUCUCUACUCAAAUAUUAAGCAUUUCUUUAUUCAUUAAUUG
This is a messenger RNA of Impatiens glandulifera, 1067 nucleotides long. RefSeq names its product F-box protein At2g27310-like. NCBI's taxonomy places the organism in Eukaryota, Viridiplantae, Streptophyta, Magnoliopsida, Ericales, Balsaminaceae. Gene Ontology annotation, molecular function: protein binding. The record is from RefSeq and is a predicted model, not a curated record. Bases 17 to 1045 code for a protein of 342 amino acids. The transcript has a single exon.